GGAGCCUCGGGCCACCAUGUGCUCCCCGCGUGGGGCCGGCCAGGGGUCCUGAGGCUGGGACGGCGCGGGGUGAGCGCGCGCGGCACCCUGCAGUCUCCAGAGAAGGCCUUUUAAGUGAAACGAAUCGCCGCUGCGCCUCCAAACGCCGGGUUCCGUCUCUGGCUUCUGUGGACUCUGCUUCUACAGUAAAUGAUCCAUAAGAAAAAUUGACCAGUUCUUGCAAGUCUGAAAUCAUGGCUCAUAGUUUGGUGCUGUUCAGAGAUGUGGCUGUAGACUUCUCUCAGGAAGAGUGGGAGUGCCUGGAUUCCUAUCAGAGGAAUUUGUACAGAGAUGUGACAUUAGAGAACUACAGCAACUUGGUGUCACUGGCAGGAUGUUCCAUUUCUAAGCCAGAUGUAAUUACCCUACUAGAGCAAGGGAAGGAACCCUGGAUGGUUGUAAGGAAUGAGAAAAGAGGCUGGAGCCUAGAUUUGGAAUCCAGAUAUAACUCAAAAAAGUUAUUUAAAGGAAAGGGUAUCUAUGAAAUGGAUUUAUCUCAGUGGGAGAUAAUGGAGAGAAUUAGAAGCUGUGGCUUUGAAGAUUCCUCUUUCAGAAAAGAUCAUAGAUACAAAAAGUUAGUGGGACAAGGAGGUCCCCAAAAGGGAUAUUUCAGAGAAGUGAAAAAACCCACCUCUGAAAAAAUGUCCCCUUACAGAAAACUCAAACCUCUUACUCUGUAUCAGAGAAUUCAUAAUCGAGAGAAGCCGUAUGAAUGUGGGGAAUGUGGGAAGGCUUUUAGGGUGCGCCAGCAACUUACUUUCCAUCAGAGAAUUCAUACUGGUGAGAAACCCUAUGAAUGUAAAGAAUGUGGAAAAGCUUUUAGACAGAGCGCCCACCUUAGUCGACAUCAGAGAAUCCACACUUCUGACAAACUCUGUGAAUGUAAAAAAUGUGGAAAGAUCUUUACAUGCGGUGCAGAUCUUCGAGUACAUCAAAGAAUUCAUAUCGGUGAGAAGCCCUAUGAGUGUAAGGAAUGUGGAAAGGCCUUUCGAGUUCGAGGACAACUUAAUCUCCAUCAGCGAAUUCACACCGGUGAGAAACCCUACGAAUGUAAGGAGUGUGGGAAAACCUUUAGGCAGUAUGCCCACCUUACUCGCCAUCAGAGGCUGAAUAUUGCUGAGAAGUGCUACGAAUGUAAGGAAUGUGGACAGUCUUUCCUGUGCAGUACAGGCCUUAGAGUCCAUCACAAACUUCACACUGGUGAAAAACCCUAUCAGUGUAAGGAGUGUGGGAAAGCCUUCAGAGUGCGGCAACAACUUACACUUCAUCAGAGGAUUCACACCGGUGAGAAGCCCUAUGACUGUAAGGAGUGUGGAAAGACCUUCAGUCGUGCCUAUCACCUGACGCUCCAUCAGAGAAUCCACACUGGUGAGAAACCUUACGAAUGUAAAGAAUGUCAAAAGUUCUUCCGUCGUUACUCAGAACUUAUCUCACAUCAGGGUAUCCAUAUUGGAGAGAAACCCUAUGAUUGUAAGGAAUGUGGGAAGGCCUUUAGGCUCUUCUCUCAACUUACUCAACAUCAGAGUAUCCAUUUUGGGGAGAAACCUUACAAAUGUAAGGACUGUGAGAAGACUUUUAGACUGCUCUCACAACUUACUCAACAUCAAAGCAUUCACACUGGUGAGAAACCCUAUGAUUGUAAAGAAUGUGGAAAGGCCUUCAGACUUCAUUCCUCACUCAUUCAACAUCAGAGAAUCCAUUCUGGUGAGAAACCGUAUGAAUGUAAGGAGUGUAAGAAGGCCUUUAGACAGCAUUCUCACCUGACCUACCAUCAGCGAGUUCACAAUGUAACUAAAUAGUCAUUAGAAGGCUUUCCGUUGUGAUUCUGUGUUUAUAGACAGACAAUAAAUUCUAGAGAAGCUUUUGAACGGAGGCAUCCCUUUUUUCUUCAUGCACGUGAUGAACUUAACAUAGAAGGUUUAUUUAAAGGAAAGACUAUGUUAAUUUAAUGUAUUUGUGGAAGUCUUUCAUCAUCACCAUUCAAAUCAUGUUAAACUUUUGGAAAUUUGUUUUAGGAAGGAACACUUAAAGGAGUGAAAGGGAACACUAUUAGCAUUCAUAUAUAUGGAAGAAAUUUUGAAUAUUCUCAGGCCCCCAACAGGCCCACCAGGUUGUAUCAACACAGGAAUGUUCUACUUUCAAGGAGCAGGAAACCUGGAAUGCCACUAUUACAUAAUAUUAAGAAAUGAUGUUAUUAAGGGUGAUAAUUGCAUUGCAGUUAUUUAAAAAUGUGUGUUAGAGAAAAACUGUGACGUUUAUAAGCUAAUGAUCAGAUACAAUGUAGGAAUUUCCUUUAAAAUGCUCAUGUGAAAAAAAGUGUGGCUGCAUAGCUUAAGUUUGUCAAAGUGAUAGAUAAGUCUUAGGUAUGUGGUUUUAUUUUGUUUUUGCUAUUUCCCUUCUAUGUAUUUGAAAUUUUUCCUAGUGUUCUUUGAAAGAUAAAAUGGCUAUGAAAUUAUAAUCAAUUUGAAGUGAGUGUUUUAUUAAAUGUCUGCACCUCAGAACUUAUCGGUAUUGCCAAAACCCUAAACACUGAGCUAUUAAAUAUGUUCUACUUAUUUAUGAAAUUAAAAUUGCAGAUCUAGAUUUUAUUUAUCUCACCUGUUGCUACAUCUAUUAUAGAGCCUGUCCCACAGCACAUAAAUGUUAAAUGAAUGAGUAAAAACAAAGCAAUCACUACAACAAAAUAAAAAUUAACAGGGCACACCUGCAUUGUCUAAGGAGCGCGGAGCAACAUGUUGAGCACUUGAACCUGAGUUAUUGCAAAAUUAAAAUGUAGCUAGUUGAAAUUAAACAUUUAGAAUGCACAUGAGGUUUAGAAGACAGUUCUUUUCGAAAAAUAAAAGCAAUGUAUUUCAGUUAUUCAGCAUUUCUCUGCUGUAAUUGGGAAGCUGUGACAGUCAAAAGAAUUGCAUCAUCACAUAAUACAGAACCCAGUUUUAAGUGUUUCUGCACCCAGUCUGUAUACUUCCUUAGGGAAGCCUUCUUGAUUACACCGAGUCAUGCUGUUUUUAUCCUCAUGCAAGUUAUCCCAUGUUUACAGUUGAUUAGUUUUCACAGACUGUGUUUAGCCUGUAGAGGUUUGGGGAUGCAAAGGCCCUUUUCUACUCUGUCCUGUUACAUUCAAGCUUGCAAUGCCUCAAGGAAUAAAAUUCUCUUAAAAUUAUAUUUCCUAUACAUUUUACUGUAUUUUAUAUGCCUAGGGGUCACUCAACCAGAAAAGAAAUCAACAGGCUUUUCUGGAUACUGGCUUCCCUAUGAGGCUGCUGUUAGAAAAAUGGCUUAAAAUUCUUAGAAACCCUGCUUCUGACUGUGCCCAGUGCUUGUAUAAAUAAAUAAAUCAAUCUUAAAAAAAUAAAAUAAAUAAAAACUUCUUUAUGUCCCAGAAUUGCUCCCAAGUUCCCCCCAUUUCUGGAGGUAUGCCAUCCAGCUUCCUACUGUGUACCCUAGUCCUGUCUAGAGCAGAGGUGGAACCAACAUGCAGUCUCUCCAGAGAUAAUUGACCAUCACUUCUCAGAUCUGCAAUUUGAUGGGAGAGAAUGAUUCCAUUUGACUUUGCACAGGAAAGAUCUGAGCUUUUCUAUAGACCUAAGUCUACAU
Messenger RNA from Talpa occidentalis (Iberian mole), 3636 nucleotides. Its product is annotated as zinc finger protein 30 homolog. Bases 234 to 1838 code for a protein of 534 amino acids. The transcript has 6 exons. Gene Ontology annotation, molecular function: DNA-binding transcription factor activity, RNA polymerase II-specific; RNA polymerase II cis-regulatory region sequence-specific DNA binding. Gene Ontology annotation, biological process: regulation of immune system process; negative regulation of transcription by RNA polymerase II; regulation of cytokine production. The record is from RefSeq and is a predicted model, not a curated record. NCBI's taxonomy places the organism in Eukaryota, Metazoa, Chordata, Mammalia, Eulipotyphla, Talpidae.